GCGCAAAUGGCAUACACCUGAGUCCCGUGUAUCCGUGAGUGCGCACUGCACGCAGGAGACCACAUUCGGUAGGCUGGGUGCGCUUGCAGGGUUCGGGAGAUAAUGGCAAGGGUUCUGCACAACUCUAACCCAUCAAGUCCAAACAAAUCGCCACGUUAUGGACAACGAAUUAUAUUCACAGGUCCUGACGGAGUAGGUGAUUAUAGAACCAAGCAACAGGACUUCCCUAGAUUCAUAGGAAUCGGCCCGUUAUCUCCCGAAAGCACCGGAGACCUAAACUACCUGUUCCGCGCUGCCCCGAGCGCCCCGCCGCCCUUGCCGAAGCACUGCUAUGUUGGCGGUGUGGGCUGGGGCGUGCAGUACUGCGGUGCCCUGAACGGCAGAACUCUGCUCAGUGAUAACCGAUUUAAGCGUGGUGAAUUUCGCUCAGCAGUGGAAGACAGAAUAACUCACAGAUUCCAGAAUCCAUGGUUUGUGCCGCCUCACGUUCUGGACAGGCAGGCCAUGGGCGCCCGAGGCCGGCAAGCAUGGACCCACAGCCUCUAUGAUAACUACUGCCAAGAGGAAAAUCAAGAGUUCCGGCAGCUGAACAGGAAACGCUAUGCCCAGAGAAAGGAGAUUGGUAGGCCGUCAUCCCAGCCCAGCAGCGUGGUCCUCCCUCAGAUAGUCGCCAGCAGAUAAGCAAAAGGAAAAGCUAAGCAGACCCAGCUUCACCAUGGCGAUAAACAAAGAUGCUUCUGUGUAGGAAUCAAAUAUCAAAAUAUACAGUUUCACAAACCUUUCCUGUGUGUUCAAUUUUUGGGCCACAUAGAAAUAAAUGAGUUC
Messenger RNA from Alosa alosa (allis shad), 825 nucleotides. RefSeq lists its product as uncharacterized. The record is from RefSeq and is a predicted model, not a curated record. Bases 103 to 681 code for a protein of 192 amino acids. NCBI's taxonomy places the organism in Eukaryota, Metazoa, Chordata, Actinopteri, Clupeiformes, Clupeidae. The transcript is spliced from 5 exons.